GCUGCGCUCUCCCGCCCGGCGAUGGCCCCGCUCGGAUACUUCUUAUUCCUCUGCAGCCUGAAGCAGGCGCUGGGCAGCUACCCGAUCUGGUGGUCCCUGGCCGUCGGGCCCCAGUACUCCUCCCUGGGCACGCAGCCCAUCCUGUGCGCCAGCAUCCCGGGCCUGGUACCCAAGCAGCUGCGCUUCUGCCGGAACUACGUGGAGAUCAUGCCCAGCGUGGCCGAGGGCAUCAAGAUGGGCAUCCAGGAGUGCCAGCACCAGUUCCGCGGCCGCCGCUGGAACUGCACCACCGUCAACGACAGCCUGGCCAUCUUCGGGCCCGUGCUGGACAAAGCCACCCGGGAGUCAGCCUUCGUCCAUGCCAUCGCCUCAGCUGGUGUGGCCUUCGCGGUGACACGCUCGUGUGCCGAGGGCGCGGCCGCCAUCUGCGGCUGCAGCAGCCGCCAUCAGGGCUCACCGGGCGAGGGCUGGAAGUGGGGCGGCUGCAGCGAGGACAUCGAGUUUGGCGGGAUGGUGUCUCGGGAGUUCGCAGAUGCCCGGGAGAACCGGCCAGAUGCCCGCUCUGCCAUGAACCGCCACAACAACGAGGCCGGACGCCAGGCCAUCGCCAGCCACAUGCACCUCAAAUGCAAGUGCCACGGGCUGUCGGGCAGCUGCGAGGUGAAGACCUGCUGGUGGUCGCAGCCCGACUUCCGCGCCAUCGGCGACUUCCUCAAGGACAAGUACGACAGCGCCUCGGAGAUGGUGGUGGAGAAGCACCGCGAGUCCCGCGGCUGGGUGGAGACGCUGCGGCCGCGCUACACCUACUUCAAGGUGCCCACGGAGCGCGACCUGGUCUACUACGAGGCCUCGCCCAACUUCUGCGAGCCCAACGCCGAGACCGGCUCCUUCGGCACGCGCGGCCGCACCUGCAACGUGAGCUCGCACGGCAUCGACGGCUGCGACCUGCUGUGCUGCGGCCGCGGCCACAACGCGCGCGCCGAGCAGCGCCGCGAGAAGUGCCGCUGCGUGUUCCACUGGUGCUGCUACGUGAGCUGCCAGGAGUGCACGCGCGUCUACGACGUGCACACCUGCAAGUAGGCGGCGGGGCUCCUCCCUGGACGGGCUCCCACGCGCAGGCGGCGUCUCCUCCCUUUGGGUGGGGCUCUGGGGGGGCAGGACUCCGGGGCGGGCUCCCCCUG
Propithecus coquereli (Coquerel's sifaka) is the source of this 1181-nucleotide messenger RNA. It is a transcript of the gene WNT3A, whose product is annotated as wingless-type MMTV integration site family, member 3A. The record is from RefSeq and is a predicted model, not a curated record. The transcript has 4 exons. Gene Ontology annotation, cellular component: extracellular region. Gene Ontology annotation, biological process: neuron differentiation; cell fate commitment; multicellular organism development. Gene Ontology annotation, molecular function: frizzled binding; cytokine activity. NCBI's taxonomy places the organism in Eukaryota, Metazoa, Chordata, Mammalia, Primates, Indriidae. The coding region runs from base 22 to 1080 and encodes 352 amino acids.